Trichosurus vulpecula (common brushtail) is the source of this 1107-nucleotide messenger RNA. It is a transcript of the gene CFAP73, whose product is annotated as cilia and flagella associated protein 73. The transcript has 9 exons. The record is from RefSeq and is a predicted model, not a curated record. NCBI's taxonomy places the organism in Eukaryota, Metazoa, Chordata, Mammalia, Diprotodontia, Phalangeridae.
AUGUCUGUGCCUUGGGAAGAAUAUUUCGAGAUGGUCUUGGAAGAAAAGCUGCUGGCGGAGAAGCCCCCGGAGCAUGAGGAUGAUUAUAUCAGCCAUGCCACCCAACUGCUGGAGAAGAAGCGGGAGAUGGUAGAGGUGGAGGAGGCCCUGCAGGCCAAGAAGGAGGAGUUCCAGGUAAAGAUGUCAGCUCUGAAGCAGCGAAGGGAGGCUCUGGAACAGAAGGAGGAUGCAUUGAAGGAGUCCAUGGUCUGCUUUGACAAGUUCCUGAAGGACACAAAAGCUAAGCAGACUCGGGCCCUGCACCGAGCAGAGGAAGGACGGCAGACCACUGCCCAGAAGGAGGCUGAGGCUGUGGCACUGAAGGAGGAAUUGGAGGGGCUCAUUCAGAGAAAGGAGCAGCUGGAGCAGAAACUGGACAAAUACAGACCCUUCGCCCGGUACCUGGAGCAGGUGGUGGCCCAGUCUGAGGAGUUUCAGGAGAUCCCUGAGCUGAUGGCCCGGUUCAGUGGGCUGUCGGAAACUCGGGCCAUCCUGGCUGAGCGGGAGCAGGCUUUGCACAAGGCUGUGGAGGAUGCUAGGACUGAGCUGCUCAAACUGGUGGAAGAAAAGAAUGAUGAGAUUCUGCAGCAGAAUAACCAGCUGGCUGACCUGCAGCUUCGGCUGGAGGAGGUCAGGAGCCAGGCUCUGCAAUGGCUGAGGAAACUGAGGCACAGGGUGGAGUCGAGAUGGGUCCACAUCCAGAACACAGCGGCCCAGAAGACUUUGCUCCUUGGGCAGAUCAAGAUGGCGGCCCUCAACCUGUUCCAGAUGGUCUGCAAGCAAAAGAAGGAGGUCCCUGCGUUGGCUGUGGAGGACACGGAGGGGCAGCUGGAGCAGGUACAGCGGUACUUCCAGGACCUUUCUGCCACAUUGGCCAAGCUCACCAGGGACAGCCUGGCACCCCCGCUGCUGCCCAAUAGGCCUAUUCCCUGAGGGAAGCUGCUGAUGGAAGAGGUAGGUCUGGACCCAUGCAUGUUCUCGAGCACACAUAUGCAUGUGUAUCUAGCAGUGAGGAGCCCUGGUAGAUUAGGACAUGUGGGAUCCCUGGGAGGUGGUGGGGUUGGAUGA